CGAAUGUCUUACAAACCGAGGAGCUAAAAAAACAAACAGCCAAACAAGAGGGCCACUCACGGGUGCCCUAAAUCAAGAGCUAACCAAACAACCAACCAACAAAGCAAACUAAUCUCACAUUUGCUGGAGAUGAAUGUUAAUCUGAAUCAUCGGCCUUUGCUGUAUCUAUUUCCUUCAAAUUUGUGCGACGCUAAAAAAGUGCUUCCCAAUCGCAACGCCCUCAGCAGCAGAGCUUCAUCUUUCAAGUGUUGUUUAACCAAAAAUGGCAACUCCUCCGAACCGGUUGAGGUGUGCAAUGAAGUUUACUUGGAUUUUGUUGUUGUUGAGUUGACUUUGCAUUCUGGUUUCUCAAUACUCAAAAGGGAUAUGCAAGGUGAAAUUGGAAGUGUAUGGAGUUUUAUGGGUUUUUAUGUUUUCAGCAUCCAUGUUCCUUUGAGUUUUGGUGGCAUAUCAGCUGCUGCCAACAUAUUGCAUCAACUUGUUCUGGAUCCACAAACUGGGAUAUUUCUAAUGCUCGGUAUCCAAACCUUGGAGCUUAGCAUAGUCCUACUGUUUCUAAAGUGUCCUUGGAAGCCACAGUUUGAUUUUGAAGACUGCUUUCAAGCAAACAAAUCUUCAAAGCAAAGGAGUUGGUUACUGGCAUCAGUGGUUGGUGUUGGAUUUCUUCUUUUUGUGGUUCUCAUUACUUCAUACAUUGCUGACCGGUUGAUAGGGCCCAAGGACGUGAACAAUCCCUUUCUCAAGGAAAAUCUGACCAGUGGCUGGAGCUCCUUAACUGCCAGUAUUCUCGUCUAUUGCCUUGUCACUCCAUUGCUGGAAGAAGUUGUGUACAGAGGCUUUCUUCUAAAAUCUCUUUCAUCAAAAAUGAAAUGGCUUCCGGCCGUCACAAUCAGUUCCUUUGUUUUCAGCGCAGCUCACUUCUCGGUCGACAACUUUUUACAGCUUUUCGUUGUUGGGUUUGUUCUCGGAUCUUCUUUCUGCUGGUCUGGGAACUUGAGUGCGCCUGUAGCAAUACAUUCGUUGUAUAAUGCCCUCAUCCUGUUGUUGACAUAUGUAUCAUGAACGGAAUUUUAGAAACCCAUUCAUUACAUGGUUAAAUAGUGACUGCAAGACGUUGGAUUGACUGUCAUGUAAUCGCAGAAUAAAGUGUAGUAUAUUUCUGCCAUUAUUGGAUACUUUUGUAUGUUCCUUUUCCAAUAUCAUGCACGAGUUGUGUGAAGUCUAGUUUUCUCUAUGGCCUUGAGCCUUUAUUUAAUUAUAUUGGAC
Molecule: messenger RNA, 1266 nt
Organism: Striga asiatica
Lineage: Eukaryota; Viridiplantae; Streptophyta; Magnoliopsida; Lamiales; Orobanchaceae
Source: the annotation of a GenBank genome assembly